Molecule: messenger RNA, 750 nt
Organism: Striga asiatica
Lineage: Eukaryota; Viridiplantae; Streptophyta; Magnoliopsida; Lamiales; Orobanchaceae
Source: the annotation of a GenBank genome assembly
AUGAAGGCCGUGUUUGGUCGUACUCUGGUGGCGGAUAUCCUCCGUGAGGGUACCCAGCGGUGGGUAAUUUUAGAUCGGUGGAUAUACGUCCUUUGGAUACCCUUCCGGAUGUCACCUGGAGGCACAGAGGAUGGAACAUCUCAUAAAGCAUCAUCAAGCCAACAAGGGAACAACCACCAAUUAGUUCCAAGUCAUGAUGAUCUAGAAUCUCCAUCCAAAUCCAUUGAUGCCAAUUCCUUGAUCUCAGCUACAAAAUCACCCAUUGAUGCCAAUCCAGGAGAAGGUGCUAACACUGCUCAUCUUCAAAUGAUUGAAACCUCAACUAUGGAUAUGGAAAAAGAGGACACUCUAAUGAUUGUUGAGGCCACCCAAAACCACAAAGCCAUUUUUGUUCCCAACACAAAACUUCCUAAAACUUGGAAAAGGACAGGCAGCAAACUGGCCUUCAGAAGGUCUCCUUUCAGUCUCCACGCCGUGAUAACUCCCGCGCCGCGCCACUCUCUUUACCCACGCCGCGGCACAACUCGCGGCGAUCUUAACGGGUGGACAGAGAAGUUCAGCAGUCCCAGAUGUCACGCCGCGGCGAGCCCCGCGCCGCGGCACUUCAGUCCCUUCACGCCGCUGCCAUUCCCACGCAGCGCAACUCCCGGUCUCCACGCCGUGGCCACCAUUCCGCGAGGUCCUUCACGCCGCCACAUCAGCGCGUCGCGCCGCGGCAGGCGGCUUCGCGCCGCGCGCUUCAUCUUUUAA